Messenger RNA from Amyelois transitella, 1584 nucleotides. It is a transcript of the gene Tango4, whose product is annotated as pleiotropic regulator 1. The coding region runs from base 181 to 1536 and encodes 451 amino acids. Gene Ontology annotation, biological process: mRNA splicing, via spliceosome. Lineage: Eukaryota; Metazoa; Arthropoda; Insecta; Lepidoptera; Pyralidae. Gene Ontology annotation, cellular component: precatalytic spliceosome; catalytic step 2 spliceosome; Prp19 complex. The record is from RefSeq and is a predicted model, not a curated record. Gene Ontology annotation, molecular function: protein binding. The transcript has 8 exons.
CAAUGGACGCCGCGAUGGGAGCGUGUUUUGGUGUUUUCUGGUGUAUUAAUUUCCGGAAAUGAAAACAAUUUUGUGUUGCAAGUUUUAGCGAUUUGAUCAAUUAAAUUUAAUCAGUACUUAACUGAUUUAUUGCUAAGUAAUUUUCAGUUGAGUAGUGUGAUAUAUAUUUAUAAUAACACAAUGUCUGACGAUGUUAUCAAACAUUCGGUGCAUACCCUGGUAUUUAGGUCUUUAAAGAGGUCUCACGAUAUGUUUCUUUCCAACCAGGGUUUAUUGCCACCUAUAGAUGAAAAAGCUGAAAAAAUUCUCAAAUCUGUGAAGGCUCGAGACAGCUAUGGCCAAGUAAUGGCUACAGUGCAGAAGGCACAAGCCAGCAAGCAGCAUGAUGCUAGCAGACCAGAAACUCCAUUGGACACAGAAAUGGCCGAAUCAGCCGCCCUAGGCUCCGAUGGUGCAAUGUUACCAUACACAGGGCCGGCGGUAGCCCCUUCCCCUGCACCUCCCGCAGGAGCCCUGACAACAUUACCAAAGAAAGCCCCCACAAUGCCGAAGCCAAAAUGGCACGCGCCCUGGAAAUUGUUCCGGGUGAUCUCUGGACAUCUAGGUUGGGUGCGGUGUGUUGCUGUGGAGCCGGGCAACGAGUGGUUUGCUACUGGUGCAGCAGACAGAGUAAUAAAGAUAUGGGACUUGGCAAGUGGAAAGCUAAAAGUAUCAUUGACUGGCCACGUCAGUACAGUACGAGGUUUGGAAGUAUCCUCAAGACAUCCAUAUUUAUUCAGCUGUGGUGAAGACAGGCAAGUCAAAUGUUGGGACUUAGAAUAUAACAAGGUGAUCCGGCACUACCACGGGCACCUGUCGGCGGUGUACACGCUGCGGCUGCACCCCACCAUCGACGUGCUGGUGACGGCGGGCCGCGACGCCACCGCGCGCGUGUGGGACAUGCGCACCAAGGCCAACGUGCACACGCUCAGCGGGCACACCGACACCGUCGCCUCGCUCGCCUGCCAGGCCGCGGAGCCCCAGAUAAUAACAGGGUCGCACGAUUCAACGAUCCGCCUAUGGGAUUUAGCAGCGGGCAAAUCUAUAUGUACACUUACCAACCACAAGAAAUCAGUCCGAGCCAUAGUCAUCCACCCCACACUGUACACCUUCGCUUCAGCCUCACCGGAUAACAUAAAACAAUGGAAAUGUCCCGAAGGAAAGUUUAUACAGAACUUGUCCGGACAUAAUGCGAUAGUGAACUGUAUGGCGGUGAAUCCCGAGGGAGUGUUGGUCAGUGGAGGGGAUAACGGGACCAUGUAUUGUUGGGAUUGGAGGACGGGGUAUAACUUCCAGAGAUUGCAGGCGGCUGUACAACCCGGGUCAAUGGACUCUGAAGCGGGCAUUUUCGCGAUGACGUUCGACCAGUCGGGCUCACGUCUCAUCACGUGCGAGGCGGACAAGACCAUCAAGAUCUACAGGGAGGACGACACGGCGUCGGAGGAGACGCAUCCAGUCAACUGGCGGCCGGAGAUAUUGAAGAGGAGAAAGUUCUAGAAACAUUUAGAUUAAUAUGAUGAUUAAAUAAGAACUUUUUUUUAAUUA